This is a messenger RNA of Xyrauchen texanus (razorback sucker), 4002 nucleotides long. It is a transcript of the gene agpat3, whose product is annotated as 1-acylglycerol-3-phosphate O-acyltransferase 3. The record is from RefSeq and is a predicted model, not a curated record. The transcript has 10 exons. Gene Ontology annotation, molecular function: 1-acylglycerol-3-phosphate O-acyltransferase activity. NCBI's taxonomy places the organism in Eukaryota, Metazoa, Chordata, Actinopteri, Cypriniformes, Catostomidae. Bases 590 to 1723 code for a protein of 377 amino acids. Gene Ontology annotation, cellular component: endoplasmic reticulum; endomembrane system.
UUUUUGGAGUUGGGCUAGCAUUUUGAAACAAUGCAUAUUUGGAGUUCUAGUUGAAAAUCUUGGUCACUUCGGAUACAUGCACUGUUGGCGUGAUCUUGAAUGGCACUGCCUCUUCCUUUUAUGGGAUCGAGUUUUGUUCUUGCUUGCUUAAGUGUUCUCCGCCAGUGGGAUUAACAUUAGCAUGUGGCAGUAAUGAGAGCGGCAGAUUCUUCAUCUUGAAACUAUUUUGGUACCUUUGUCUUUUUGAGAGGAUAUCUGGGCCAUACGUUUUCAGGAACCAUUCCUGGAGUAUCACUCAAUGAUCCAAAAGCCUUCUGAGCCCGAACCACCUUUGAACUAAUCCAGAAAAGGCAAUUUCUAAAUUUUUCUGCUUUUAAGGCCAACUGCCAGAAGCAAAGAUGCUGAACCAGGGGGCUGUGAUGAUCUUCACAGGAAUCUGUGGGGCAUUAGUGAUCAUGGCGGUGGCCUACUAUGCCUACUGGUCGGUGGUGCUAAGUGAAGGGCCGUGUAAAAGAGGGUUGUAGAGACGAGCCCACCGUGCUGUGUGUGUGUGUGUGCGUGUGUGUCUGUGUGGAAGGGGCUCUCAGUCAUGGGUGUGGUGGCGUGGCUUAAGAGCCUGUUCAUCCUGCAGCUCUUGAUUGGGUUUGUGUUUGUGGUGAGCGGCCUCAUUAUCAACUUCAUUCAGCUGUGCACCUGUGUGCUGUGGCCCAUCAACAAACAGCUCUACCGCAAGAUCAACACCAGACUUGCAUACUCUCUGUGGAGCCAGUUAGUGAUGUUAUUGGAAUGGUGGUCUGGCACAGACUGCAUGCUGUACACCGAUCAGGCUACGGUGGAUAAGUUUGGUAAAGAGCACGUCAUCAUCAUCCUCAAUCACAACUAUGAGAUUGACUUCCUGUGUGGGUGGACCAUGUGUGAGAGAUUCGGCGUGUUGGGGAGCUCCAAGGUCCUGGCUAAACAUGAACUGCUGAAAGUGCCUCUGGUGGGUUGGACAUGGUACUUCCUGGAAAUCGUCUUCUGCAAGAGGAAGUGGGAGGAGGACAAGGAAACUGUAUUCAGUGGGCUAAACCGUCUCAAGGAUUACCCAGAAUACAUGUGGUUCCUGCUGUACUGCGAAGGAACAAGGUUUACAGAACAGAAACAUCAGAUAAGCAUGCAGGUUGCUGAGAGUAAAGGCCUUCCAAAACUGAAGUACCAUCUGCUGCCCCGCACCAAAGGAUUCACCACUACACUGCAAUGCCUGAAGGGAACAGUAAAGGCUGUUUACGAUGUCACACUGAACUUCAAAGACAAGCAGAACCCCACCCUGCUGGGCAUCGUUAGUGGGAAGACAUACAAAGCAGAUAUGAGCAUCAGACGCUUCCCUGUUGAAGAGAUUCCUGAUGAUGAAAAGGAGUGUGCUGAUUGGUUACACAAGCUCUACCAGGAGAAGGAUGCACUGCAAGAGUAUUAUCAGAAGGAGGGAUGUUUCCCCGGUCCCACCAUUAAACCCAAACGUCGAGUUUGGACACUACUGAAUUUUUUGUUCUGGGCUACAGUCCUGCUCUCUCCACUUAUUAACUUUGCCUGGGAUGUUUUUGUCAGCGGCUCUCCCCUACUCAUCAUUGGCUUCAUGAUCUUCCUCAUUGUCGCUUCUGUAGCAGUCCGCCGGCUCAUUGGAGUAACUGAAGUAAAGAAGACCGGAUCAAGCUAUGGCAAUACAGAGGCUAAGAAAGACAACUAAAAUUUUUCACUGUGUCGACACCAUGUGGCCACUGUAACACUCACCCUGCAGUCAAGCCUCAGGCACUGAGCUGCUCUGUGUGCAGAUAUUUUUACAAAAAAAUAUGUAAUAAAAAAAAAAACAUAAAAUUUAAAUCUCUUCAAUGCAACAUUGUCGGGGUAUAUAGGGAUAUAACUAUAGAUAUAACUUGAUAUGCUAGUGCUAUAAUUUUUAUUAAUUACAUGGGAAAUAGAGAAGAAAAUGAAAUGCUCGUCAACUACGGAUGUGUGUCGACAUUCUUGUCUCCCCGGGCUGAAAGAAAAAAGAAAAAGAUGACCUAAAGAGUGACCAAUCACUGAUACUAAUCACCCUAUCAGUGACACUUUCCAUUCUGUUUAACACCGCCCCUUUCAUUGCAUAAGACUCCGCCCAUCAACGAUCCUUCAAUUUUCCCAAAAAACCACCGACUCGUGGAGAACACCCACUUAGUGUACUAGAGAUUGUUGUUCUGCACUAAUAUUUAUCUUCUACUGAAGGGGACACAUUUCAUAUAGUCUGUCCUUUGCAACAUUUCCAUGUCUCCACCUAAAAUACCUUCAUAUCAAUAGCCAUUUCUUUGAACUUUGUGUGAAAGACGCAACUCUCCUACGUUCAUGUUCACAUACGGUCAGAUCUCCACUCAGAGCCUAAAGCCACAUUGAGUCACUCAGACUGAUUUUCUAAAAUCAGAAUUUCAUGUCACAGGACAAACGAACAUGCUGCGGAUGAGGAGACCUCCUUAGCCAGGCUGGCCAUUUAGAGAUGAGGUGGUCAAACAACUGCCCCUUACAAAAUAAAUGACUGCUGUGGACCUUUAAUGGAUCUCUUGCUGCUGGAGGGACGUUGGUGGAAACUUGUAUCUCGUGACUAAUAUCACAUUUGAAAUGUAUAGAAAUGGUUGAGCAGGAUUUCUAAGGAAAAGCAUGUAUUUUAAUCUGUCAUCUUUGAUAACUUCUGUAACUACUCCCCUUUUUUGAAAUCUAUUCUCACUUUGGGUUCUUGACUCCCUUUGCCUCCAUUGAAUUAUUGAAUUCGGAUAUAUUGAGUGAGGGAGACGACGCUCUACCAAUCUACUCUGACUCUAAGUUUAGAGUUCCCAAUGUUGUCUACUCAAUUAAAGGCCCAUGAUUUAUACACCUACCCUCUCUAUCCAUGUAUAGCAUAUGAAAUAUAUGGCUAAAGAGUGAGGUAUUAAGAAAGCAGCUGAAUGACCAAGGAAAAAAAGAUAAAUCAUGUAAAUAACUAAUGUGAAACAUGAUUAGUUUGACAACUAUUGACACUCGUGACGCUGCUAAUGGCAAAUUGGGUUGUAAAUAAACUCUAGAGCUUUCUUUGACUUGAGGUUUGUCAGCUGUUUCGUAGUAGCAUUAAACAAUUCUGAAAUGUGGCUGUAUGCUGACGGCUGACUUUCAUUGUUUGCACUGUAAACUCUGAUCCGAAUGAUAUGUUCAUUGCAAGCACUUGACAAAAAAAAAUGAUCAACACCUUUAUGGUGAUAAAACUUCUUAGAUCACACCAUUUUAAAAUUGUCAGAGUUUACAGUGUAACUUGGUGGUUUUAUAGCUGUAAAAAAAAAAACAUAACGGAUCAAUGCAAGCCUUCUCAGAACUGAUAAGUGUAGCUUUUUUAUUUGGUGAGUGCAUCUAAAGAGCCCUUCACCCCAUAAUGUUCCUGUGUGGUUGUGAUAUGCACACAUAUUAUGCAGCUUGACACCGAUUUGCUGAACCUCAAAUCAUUCACUGGGUGUCAUGGUUUAAGAUACUGCUACUCAAAGCAUCUGAAACACUGCACUGUGAUGUACACAACGUUCGCACAGUGAUUUUUAGGUGAAUGGUCAACUAAUGGGAGUUUUCAUUGAAUUUGUGAAUGUGAAUUUUUUUUUUUAUGUUUAGCUGAGUCUGAAUUUAUUUGACAUCUAUCAUUUUUGUGUGAAAUUCUCUUAUUUGAAAUGGACACUAAAUAUAGUGUUUCAUGAUUUGAGUUUGAGUUACAUGAACAUUUUAGCAGUAUGUAAACUAAGGCUAGAAUUGAAAUUUAGUCUAUUUUAAAAGACCUUGACAACUUUUUUUUUUGGUAUUUUCUUCCAGAUUAAUUAAAGCAUUCAGGAUGAUUGGAAUUGGUGUUGUUUUAUUUCAUUAUAUGAACAACUAGGUAGACAAGGAAUCUGCUUUCUGAGUUUAAAGGGAAAAUUCACCCAAAAUUUGUAAUGCUCUUAUUUACUCAACCUCAUGUCGUCCCAGAUAUUUAUGACUUUCUUCUAA